AUGCUUGUGAUGAGCGAUCAUCAACUUCCGACAGAUCUCUGGGAAUCGCAUGGACGUCCAGCGCUGGCCGAACUCUUUGCCUCGAGUGUCUACUCGUUUUUGGUUCUACUCUCAUCCACGCCCACCUCACUGUCAACAUUUGUGAUUUUUGAUGGAAUCGCGCUCAGUGUUUCCAUGUUUUCCGUUCUUCGAAUCAGUGGAGCGCACUUGAAUCCAGCGAUCUCUCUGGCCUACACGAUUUGCGGGAAAAUGUCCGUGAUCUCACUCGUCUCCUACACGAUUUCCCAAUUUUUUGGCGCUUUUUUUGGUACAGCACUUGGAUGUUGGGUGAUGACAGCGGAUCGUUAUGAAGACACAUUUAUUGGAAAUUCGUUGACUGCAGAGGAUUACAAUCCGCAAAUCAAUCGAUUCAAGGCUCUCUGUCUUGAAUCUCUUCUCAACUCACUCCUGAUUUUGUCGCAUCUACUUGCAAGCGAUUCAACGAAAGAAAUGAUUCCAUUGAUCGUCGGAUUGGUUAGGGUGUGCUCGUUUUCCUCAGGUGUUUCCCUGCUCGGCCUCUUCGGCUCUCCAUCCCUUUCCCUUGCUUCCUCGACAAUUCGCUCAAUUCUCCUCUCAUCACUUUCUCCACUAGCUUUCUUCUAUCUAAUGUUAUUGGCGGCUAUUGGUUCGUCACUUCUUUCCAGCUGUCUUCUAUUUGUGCUUUCGAUCAUCGAUUCCUCGUCAAAAUUCCCU
Messenger RNA from Mesorhabditis belari, 732 nucleotides. NCBI's taxonomy places the organism in Eukaryota, Metazoa, Nematoda, Chromadorea, Rhabditida, Rhabditidae. The record is from the annotation of a GenBank genome assembly.